CUGGAAAAUCAGUCUUAAAUCUGAAAAGCCUACAAUUCUAACCUGCCUAAAAUCCCAAAUUGCACAUUAAGGCCACCUGAGAAUAGAUGUAGUAAAGUGUUGAGGACCCUCAUGUCCCACUGAAGUUUUCCGAUGUCUGGUGGCUCGUAUUUGGAUACUUCUAAGCUGCACACACAGGCUUCUGAGAGAUCAGUUGUUAAUCGGCUGGAACCCCAAAUCAGCAGCUGAGGCUAGAGAUGGAAGAGGGGGAGGAUGGUUACACAGCCCUACGCUUCAAAGGAAGAAGGAAAAGAUCAAAUGGAGUCUUUCAAGGCUCUAGUCUCAGCUGCCUCAACAGUGCCCAGAAUUUAUCUGAGGAACUCAGUGGAAACAACCAGAAUAUGUCCGAUGACCUUCACAGAAGUACUAUGAUGAUGCUGGACAAAUUAAAGGAACAUUUUUGUGGGGAGUUAGAGAGCGGGAAAGCAGAACAUGCCCAGUGUGAGUACUGCCCACUUGGGUGGGUUCUGCGCCAUGGAAAAUGCUACCACUUCUCGGAGAAGAAAAAAAACUGGAGUGAUAGCGAGAGGUUCUGCAACUCACAGGCAGGCAGCCUGGCUGUGAUUGACAAUGAGGAGGAGAAGACCUUUAUUAUGAACAGGAUGAAGAUGGAAAAAGGCUACUACUGGCUUGGACUCAGUAAGGGGAAGGACAGAUGGCUGUGGGUGACUGGUGCCGGGUUACCAGCAGAGAAGCUUCAUGUUACUGGCAGCAGUGGCAGUCAUAGCUGUGUUGUUUGUGGCAUGGACGAGGUUCUGGCUGAGAGCUGUUUCAAUCCCAACAAAUGGAUCUGUGAAAAAGCCACCAUGGAAUUUCCAACUGUGAAGAGAUCCUCACUGGACUGAAAUCCCCUCCUAGGUCCCAACAAAAGCUUGGUAUAAAUAGGGCAAGGAACACUAUUACACCAAACACAAAUGUAAUACUUUGGGCAUAAUAUAAGAUUUGAGGCUAAAAGACUGAAUAGGCCAGAGAUUGAAUUUAUCUUUCCUCUUGAGCUAGUCCCCCACAGGAGAAUCCCCCUAAAGGUGUACGUAAUGCAGUGAUUCCCAACCAGUGUGCUAUCAGGCCCAAACAGAUGUGUGUGGAAUUUUUUGAAAAACUUCAUAACAAGGGGGGAAGCCGCCGUCUGAUUGGCCAUCUGCUUCACUGCCCCUCCUUGUCCAGGUGUGGAGCAACCAAUCAGAGCUUCCUUUCUUCCCUCCUCCCAUCUUGUGUAAGCAAUGGAUCAGCUCUUCUGCCCCUCCCCUUCUCUCCUGCAGCUUCCAGCCGCAGGUAAGGGAAAGAGACCCUGGAGAUUGAGGUAUGCUAUGGCAGAGAAAAGGCUGGGAACCACUGAUGUAAUGUGCAAGGGAGAGGGGAAAAAAAAAAUUACAAAAUCUUGGCAGAAGAUGGAACCUGUGCCAAAGCCUAGCUACUUCAGGUUAAUGUCUCCUACAGCAUCUUUGUAGAACUAUUGGUCUAGUCAACAUCACAUCCUUAAUACUAUAUUUUCCCAAACUCCUUUCCAAGCAGCAGCAGCAGCGUCUGUAGCCACCCAGGCACCUUCCACCUCUCUGGCUUGUACAGAAAAAUUGAAUGGUAUAUUACAUCAUUUUUCUUCCCCCUCAAAGCUCCUUGGGGCACUAUCUGUUUCUACCCCUUCCUCCCAUUGCAAGGCCUGCCAAUAAACAUUUCCCCUUUGAGCAUAACUCCAUUUAUAUUUGCUGUUCAGGACCACUAACUUUUUAUUCGACUGAAAUAGCCAAGUACACAGGCUGUUUGUUUCAGGGAGGUCUUGUGGUGAGAUCUAAGAAUCAGGAGCUGGAGAACUGGCUUCUCAUCCUGGCUAUGACACUGAUUUCCUGUAUGGCCUUGGGUCUCUGUCUGCCAUAGUUUCCUGAUACCUGAAACUGGGAUAAUGAUGCUUCCCUACCUCAGAGGAGUAUUGUGAGGCUUAAGUCAGAAAUGGCUGUGAAGCACUCAGAUACUACAGUGAUGAGUGCCAUAGGAAUGUCUAUAAAUAAACAGGCAUCCAUCUGUAAUUAUUUUGCUCUGGAAGGGUGGUAGCUAUUAUUCAUACAGGGCUCUGUAUAAAAAUUAUGAAGUCUCAUAAAACAAAAUUGCUGUACAUUUCUCAUGCACACACAGAGUAUUCUUUGCAACCUGUAACAUAUGGGGUGAGAACCUUUGUAUUAAACUGUAGAAUCCAUAUCACUCAACCUACAACAACCCAAAAUGAGGGAUGUGAAAAAAUCAUUCAUGCAGGAAGUUUAGAAUGCUGUGGGAUUUGUUCCUUUUGGGUAAAUACCGCUUUCUAGAACCGCAGGGCAAUGAUUCUGUAUUCCAGAUGUCUCCUCAUUUUCAUGGUUGAAAAAUUGCUUACACCAGGUUUUGAGUUGUGCCAGAAUGUUCCAGAAUGCCAUUCUGUCACUUUUUUUAUGGUGGAGCUGAGUUUGGCAGUGCACUGGGGUCAGUUGCCUCUCACUAGCUCACUCCACCCCAAGCCAGGGGAAGGUGCUUUGACAGAUGCACUGGGGACUUGGCCAGAGAUCCAUGCUGCUGAUAGAUUGCCAGUGCCAGCAGCGAGCCUGUGGGGGUGUCACAGGAUGUUUUUUCCACAUUUUCCCAUGGCAAACAGAUUUCUAGGAUCCCUGCAUAUGACUCAUACUACUUCUAUAGUGCAACCAUCAUUUAGAACAGCGGUUCUCAAACUGUGGGUCAGAACCCCAAAGUGACAGCACUCCCCAUAAGGCUUUAUGGAAAUAUGCUUAUGAAUAUAUAUGACAUAACUGGAAUAUGUUCUGUGCUACAUAUGCAAUGUAACAUAUCUAUGUAAAGGUUAUGAUCUACUGAGUCUAUUAAUCCUAUUUGUAUGCAUGUAUCAUUUUUGUACUCGUUAUGAAUAUUGGCCAUGUACUGGCUUGAUUUCUAAAUAACAUUCUAAAUGAGCAUUUGGUGAGUUCCUGGAGAAAGGAAUUCACAAAGUUAAGUGCCCAAUCAGGAAGCACUUAAGGAACAAUGCAUCUUGGAAUGCUCCAAUCCACACAAGAAGUCUUCCUGGAGACAUUCAAGAUACCGUGUGGGCAAUGGCUUCUGCCUAUAAAAACUGGGAGUCAUGUAUGGAUUUGUGACUUGCCCAGGUGACUCCAGAACUCCAUCUUGGAGCUGGACUUUGCAUAGGAGAGAGGCGGGGGUCUACACCCACAAGAGAGUCUAAUUAAGUCCAUGGGAGACCCCUCCAUUUGGUCUUCAGCUGUCUAAAGAGAGAGCCUCUCCACCCCCAAAGAUACCUGAAAGAAACUGGAACAAAGGACAGUGACUGCAAGGGAUGUAAGUGAUUGCUGGACCCAGACUAAAAGGAGAUUAGUCUGUAAAAGGAAGCAUUCUGGAACAGGUGAGGAUUUUAUCUGUAUUCAGUUGGAUUAGACAUAGACUGGCAUGUCUUACUUUAUUUUGCUUGGUAAUGCACUUUGUUCUGUCUGUUACUACUUGGAACCACUUAAA
This is a messenger RNA of Mauremys mutica (yellowpond turtle), 3522 nucleotides long. RefSeq names its product natural killer cells antigen CD94-like. The record is from RefSeq and is a predicted model, not a curated record. NCBI's taxonomy places the organism in Eukaryota, Metazoa, Chordata, Testudines, Geoemydidae. The coding region runs from base 237 to 884 and encodes 215 amino acids. The transcript is spliced from 7 exons.